This is a messenger RNA of Brassica rapa (field mustard), 2460 nucleotides long. Its product is annotated as protein EXECUTER 1, chloroplastic. Gene Ontology annotation, biological process: singlet oxygen-mediated programmed cell death; response to singlet oxygen. Gene Ontology annotation, cellular component: thylakoid membrane. The record is from RefSeq and is a predicted model, not a curated record. Lineage: Eukaryota; Viridiplantae; Streptophyta; Magnoliopsida; Brassicales; Brassicaceae.
UUUAAAAAAAGCCUCUCUCUUUCUCCGGCGAGCGAUGACUUCCUUAUCUACUCCUCCGUCACAAAACCUCGCCUUCUCCGCCGCCGCCACGUUAUCCAGACUCGCUCCCGUUAAAAGACCGUUUUACCCUCACCGUCUCUCUGAUCAUACCUCCCUCUGCCGCUGCUCCUCCGGCGGCAAUUCAUCCUCUCCUUCUUCCUCCUCCGAUGAUGAUGAUGGUAAUCCUAGAUGGGACGCUGCGAUUCAGGAUGUUCUCAAGAGCGCCAUCAAACGGUUUGAUUCGGUUAUGAGCUGGUACGGCAAUCAGGAUAAGGAUGCUGGAGACGGCGUCGUUUCCGGUGGGCAAGGAUGGGGGGAUGAUAUCAAGAAGGAGGAGGAAAGUGAAUGGGAUUGGGAGCGGUGGAAGAAGCAUUUCGAACGUAUUGAUGAUCAAGACCGUCUUCUCUCCCUCCUAAAGUCUCAAUUGAAUGGAGCCGUUAAACGAGAAGACUAUGAAGAUGCUGCGAGGCUCAAGGUGGCAAUUGCAGCUGCAUCUACAAAUGACGCUGUUGGCAGAGUCAUGUCCAGCUUCAAUAGAGCUGUUCUUGAAGAGCGUUACAAGGAUGCAGUAUACUUACGAGACAAAGCUGGUGCUGGGUUGGUAGGUUGGUGGUCGGGUAUUUCGGAAGAUGUCAAAGAUCCUUUUGGUCUUAUUGUUCAAAUCACCGCUGAACAUGGGAGAUAUGUGGCAAGAAGUUAUAAUCCUCGGCAGCUUAGUACAUCUGCUGUGGGUGGUGCUCCUCUUUUUGAAAUCUUUCUGACACUUGAUGGAAAAGGGAACUACAAAAAACAGGCUGUGUACUUAAAAUGGAAGGAGAUUUUUCCAGACCUUCCAACUAUGCCUACCAGAACUCUGAAUACUCCCAGGCUUUUGACUCCACCUGUAUGGAAAAGAGAUGCAGGUAAUCUUGCCGUCGAGCCUAGUGAUGAUGAAGAAGAAAGUGUCAACUCAGACGACGAUUCUGAUCUCCUUGAUGAAUCUUCUGGUUUCCAGACUUUCCUGCGAGAUAUGAUCCCUGGAGUCAAAGUCAAGGUUAUGAAAGUGAACUCCCCUGGAAAGGGAAAGGUGGACAAAGACUUCAUCUCAAAAGUUAUUGAGCAGAUAGCUGAUGAUGAAGAGAGUGAUUUUGAUAUAGAAGAUAUAGUUGUGGAACAAGAAACUAAGGCUGAAACCGAUGAUAUUGAAUUGGAAUCUGUGACUGAUGAAGUCAUUGACAGCAACGGAGUGAAGGAAAUAGCAGUUAAGUUUGUGAUAAGUGAUAUUGUUGAUAGACUUUCUGGAAACCAACCUCUUAGAGAGUCGCUUAGAUCCCCUGCCAAUCUUGAAUCUGUGGAGAAGUCUUCGUUUUAUCUUCGGUUAGAGAAGGAUGUAAACGCACAAGAAGAGUCCAAGGGUGUGGAAGGUACAUUAGUUGGUGGAAAAGGCAACCGCCAAAGCAGACGCAGGGUUGAUAACAUUAUGGUUGAUCUGGCUAAAUCCAUUGAGAAAGAGAAGAAGAUUUCUGUCAAGAUGCUUAAGGAGGUUGGGGAGCUGUUAAGCCUCACUCUCAGCCAGGCUCAAAACCGUCAACAGUUGUCUGGUUUGACUAAGUUCCGUCGCAUUGAUGUGACACCAUCGCUAGAUCCUCUAAAUGGGCUAUAUAUUGGAGCACAUGGGCUGUAUACAUCAGAAGUAAUUCAUUUAAAACGCAAAUUUGGGCAGUGGAAAAGUGGAAAGGAGUCUAAGAAGCCAAAGGAUAUUGAGUUUUAUGAAUAUGUCGAAGCUGUGAAAUUAACUGGAGACCCUUAUGUACCUGCUGGGAAGGUAGCAUUUCGCGCAAAGAUUGGGAGACGUUAUGAGCUUCCACAUAGAGGUCUCAUCCCUGAAGAAUUUGGAGUGAUUGCUAGAUACAAAGGACAAGGUAGGCUUGCAGAUCCCGGAUUUCGUAAUCCAAGAUGGGUAGAUGGCGAGCUUGUUAUCAUGGAUGGCAAGUAUGUUAAAGGAGGGCCUGUCGUUGGAUUUGUCUACUGGGCACCUGAAUAUCACUUUGUGAUGUUCUUCAACCGCCUGAAGCUUCAAGCCUAGUGCCUUUUUUUUUGUCUUCUCGUGCUACAAUCAAGAGUUUUCGUCUGAUUCAUGGAAUCAACUUAUGCCUAAGAUAAGAUUAUCUUUCUGGACCAGUAAUGAGCUUGGCUUAAGGCACCUAGAUUACGCCAAAGGAUUAACACGGCAGAGUAUGUGAUCAUGCAGUGAAGUAGUCGGUUUCUGAGAAAUUUUGUCAGAAAAGAAACUGGAUUGUAAGGUUGGAGAAGUAACUAUAGAUAUGUGUAAAUUUAAUGUAUGUUCACUUCUCAGAGAUUCCUACUCGGAUGUAAACAUGAUAAAGAGUUGUUCUAAUGUACAUUUUCAGUCUAUACAACGCAUGAAUCUUGGUCUUGUUA